Protopterus annectens (West African lungfish) is the source of this 1181-nucleotide messenger RNA. RefSeq names its product CUB and sushi domain-containing protein 2-like. The transcript is spliced from 5 exons. The record is from RefSeq and is a predicted model, not a curated record. The coding region runs from base 270 to 1181 and encodes 303 amino acids. Lineage: Eukaryota; Metazoa; Chordata; Ceratodontiformes; Protopteridae.
AUCAUUUUCAGAUCGCAUCCAUGCAGGUAUCCCCCUUCCCCCGCACUCAUUAUUAAUCUAAGAACAGUUCCCUGGGGUGUUUCAUUGGGAAAUUCUGAAAAGCUUGAUCCAAGAUCGACAUUUUCAGGGAACAUCUUGUCUCCCUAACCCACGGGCUGACUUGGUUCAUUCCAGCUGCAGAAGCAGAGCCUCGAUGUAUUGGGAUUUUGCAAGCAAAAAUAUACCUAACCUCCCUUCCAACAAUCUUAUAUAUUCUUACCGAAUCAGAAAUGAAAACCUCUUCUGAAUUGAAAAGUCCAGCGAUCGGGACAGAAUACAGCUGUAGAUAUAGGAAAAAUUGGUAUAAAUGUGGGAUUUUUGCUAAUUUUCUAAUGACGGUGGAAGUGCAACAUUGGAGUCGGGUUCUUCUCAUCUAUAUGGGGCUAUUGGCUGCAUCAGCAACUGGUCAGAACUGCAGUUAUAUACUACUCGGUCCCAACGGAACAUUAGAAAGUCCAGGGUUUCCAUAUGGCUAUCCAAAUUAUGCAAACUGCACAUGGACACUUACUGCAGAAGAACUGAAUAGGAUACAACUUGUUUUCCAGUCUUUUGCUUUGGAAGAAGAUUUUGAUGUGUUAUCUGUUUAUGAUGGCCUGCCACCACAGGGGAAUUUAAGGACAAGAUUAACAGGAUUCCAGCUUCCACCACCAAUUGUGAGUACAGGGAGAAUUCUCACAUUAUGGCUCACCACAGAUUACGCGGUUAGUGCCCAAGGAUUUAAGGCAAUUUAUGAAAUGUUACCAAGUCAUACCUGUGGAAAUCCUGGUAGAUUGCAAAAUGGAAUACAACAAGGAAUGACGUUCAACAUUGGCGACAAAAUCAGAUUUAGCUGCAAUCAAGGCUUCAUUUUAGAAGGCCGUGCAGUGUUAACCUGUCUAGCAACAUCAGAAAACAGUGCAUCAUGGGAUUUUCCCCUUCCAUCGUGUAGAGCUGAUGAUGCUUGUGGAGGAAGCUUGCGAGGUCAGAGUGGGACCAUAUCAAGUCCUAAUUUUCCAUUGGAGUAUAAUAACAAUGCAGAUUGCACCUGGACGAUUCUGGCAGAACCAGGAGACACAAUUGCCCUUGUAUUUAGUGAUUUUCAACUGGAAGACGGGUAUGACUUCCUUGAGAUAAGCGGAGCAGAAGGAGCUUCACUGUGGUAA